GAUAAGAACUUAAAAAAUUUUAUAAAAAAAAAGAAAGAAACGAAACAUAGAAUACAAUUUUGAGAUUUAAUAAACUGUAUUUGAAGAUUAAAAAUAAUUUAAAACUACUCGUAUCGCUACUAAAAGGUCACACAUUCUACAAGGAAUAACUUGACACAGAAAACCUUUCAAUAUCAGAAAAAGCCACUACAGUCAACAAAAAAUAUACUAAAAUGAGCUGGCAAGAUUAUGUGGAUAACCAACUUUUGGCCUCGCACUGUGUAACAAAAGCUUGCAUUGCUGGACAUGAUGGCAAUAUUUGGGCUCAAUCUAAGGGAUUCGAGGUAACAAAGGAAGAAUUGGCGAAAUUAAUCGCAGGAUUUGAUCAGCAAGACCUGCUCACGAGCAAUGGUGUUACAUUAGCUGGUCAAAGGUACAUUUACCUUUCUGGUACAGAUCGUGUAGUCCGCGCUAAGUUGGGACGCAGCGGAGUGCAUUGCAUGAAAACUACACAAGCCGUAAUCGUUUCUAUUUAUGAGGAUCCUGUUCAACCUCAACAAGCCGCAUCUGUAGUAGAGAAGCUUGGAGAUUAUCUGAUUACUUGCGGGUACUAGGAAUAAUCCAUAAUAAUAAAAGUAAUAAUAUAAUAAUAAAUAAUAAAAUCAUUAAAGCAGAAAAAAUAUCUUCUAUAAAAUCUAUUUUGGAAUAAUUUCAUACGAAAAAAUAAAGCCGCAGUAAAUAAAACUAAUA
Messenger RNA from Bactrocera tryoni, 729 nucleotides. RefSeq names its product profilin (gene chic). The coding region runs from base 213 to 593 and encodes 126 amino acids. The record is from RefSeq and is a predicted model, not a curated record. Gene Ontology annotation, molecular function: actin monomer binding. The transcript has 5 exons. Gene Ontology annotation, cellular component: cell cortex. NCBI's taxonomy places the organism in Eukaryota, Metazoa, Arthropoda, Insecta, Diptera, Tephritidae.